UUCCUUCUCCCGUUUUUCCCUCCGACGAAACAGGAAGAAGUCCCAUAGUAUUUUUUUCUUAAAUUAAAUCAAAAUGGACCAACAUUUUACUCCGAAUGACCAAAUUCAAAAUAUUGAUCCGUUACAAAAGCACCAUCACUUUCCCUCCCUCUGCAUUAGGGUUGUUAAACUGCACCUUUAAACCCUAGUCCCCCAAUUCCGUAGUUCCCACUCCAAAAUUCCCUGAAGUUCAACGUAGUUUACCUAGCCCCCUUGCAUUUCACCAUCAUGAACCCUCAAAUUCAAAAUCAGGAAUGCAUGUUGAAAGAAUCAAUUAAGCACUUUUUAACAUCAUAUCACUGCGGCAGCUCCGACUUCUCGUCUUUUGAGUCCAUUUUUUUCCGUUUAAUCCAGACAAUGCUCGAUCCACCUCUCGAGAUAACUUGGUUUUACUCUGCUGUCACGUUCCAUGCUGCGAAAUUGAGCCCACAAAACAGCCCUCCCACCGGACCACUCAUAGCCAAGGAUUUGAUGAAUUUACUGGUAUCCUGUUCUAAUCUGAGUAGUGCAUCGAAGAAGAUCGCGCUGCUCGCUCCUGUUGUAUACGAGCUGUACAAUAUUAUCAGUGAAAAUAGGAAGAAAGGUUUAUGUGUGAGAAAGGAGGUUGACAAGUUGGUGGAGGAUAUGGUUAGUUAUGUUAUUAUGUCAGCUGGGGUUUAUGAUUAUGGAGAUAGAGAUGUCGAAUCUGAUAGCGUGGUGGUUUGCUUUGAGGAUUUGGUUCGGGUUUGGACAGCUGAUCGGGGUGGGGGGCAGUGUAAUUUUGGGCAAAAUUUGAGGGUCUUUUUCCCACUUAUGACUGAUGGAACUUGGAAAGGGAUGAAUGCUAGGUUCCGGUUGCAGGAAUUGGUUGGGAUUGUUCUGUGUGAAGUGUUCUUCCUGAGGCUGUAUGUGAGUUUUGGUUCAGGGAUGUGUACAGAGGACCUUCUGAAAGACAUGCAAGAUCAGAUGGUUCAGAUUAUCAAGGGAUUCAGGAAUUGUCACUUCUUAGAUAUGCUCCUCAAAUUGCUAUUGGAGCCCAGCUUGCCUGUUGCAGCCUCACUGAGUUCUGAGGAUGCCUUUCUUCUACGUAAAGUGUUGAAUGAUGCUGUUAUGUUGGUUGACUAUUCAUUUUAUUCUGGGAGAUGGAACCAGUCAUCUGACAGUCACUCAAAACAGCUAGCUCUUGUAUGGGUGUUAGUUGCUGACCGUGCCAUUCAGUUUGCUAGGGCUACAAAUGAUCAAGCCAGGGCCAGUUCGUAUCUUGAUGCUUUCUGUGAAUCUCAAUUGGUUUCUGAGUUGAUUCAUUGGGCAAGUACUCAAGCUGGAGCUGUGGAACAAAACACUAGGCCGGACAUUUGUACUCCUAAAGCUCUUAUCAAGUGGCUUUUGGUCCUUGAAGAACAAGGGAUUAGAGUAUUUGACCAUAGCAUGUCACAGCUACGUGCAAAAGCAGAGAAAUGCUUGUCAAGAGCGGAUAGUGAGCCACCGGAACUUAAGCUCUUGGGAGAGAAUCUAAAUCAGGAUAUCUUUUUGUACAACAAAAAUGAUGCAAACACAGACCAAGAAAUGGGUGAUCCGUCAAUCAAUGGAUUUCCGGAUGCUUUCUGCUUGAUGAAUAAAAAAAUUGAUGCAAGUAGGAAACGCAAAGAGGCUCUGAGUGGUCUACACGAAUCACGUAUCAAGCAGGUGAAGCGUGAUAUUUUUGGAGGUUCUCUUGGGGAAAAGUUUCAAUCCAUCUCUAGUGACAAUGGAUUGCACUGUGUGAGCGAGGUGAAAAACAUCACCGGCGAUGAUGACAUGGAACUCAUAGGUUGAGUACUAUCUAUAUAUAUGUAUACCUGAAUAUGUUGCCUUGUUGCUGGAACUUUGAAUUCAUGAUGUGCAAACUUCGUCACUGAAAUGACAAGGAAAAAUGUAGAAUCAAAUAUGUAACAAACUUUUCUGUAGUAAAAAGUAUAUAAUGUUAUGGCAUUUGGCUAUUGCUUUCUUCAUACACAA
This is a messenger RNA of Sesamum indicum (sesame), 2016 nucleotides long. Its product is annotated as SNF2 domain protein. The record is from RefSeq and is a predicted model, not a curated record. NCBI's taxonomy places the organism in Eukaryota, Viridiplantae, Streptophyta, Magnoliopsida, Lamiales, Pedaliaceae.